This is a messenger RNA of Bubalus bubalis (water buffalo), 3397 nucleotides long. RefSeq names its product PBX homeobox 2 (gene PBX2). Gene Ontology annotation, cellular component: nucleus. Gene Ontology annotation, molecular function: GTPase regulator activity; DNA-binding transcription factor activity, RNA polymerase II-specific; RNA polymerase II cis-regulatory region sequence-specific DNA binding. The record is from RefSeq and is a predicted model, not a curated record. The coding region runs from base 182 to 1792 and encodes 536 amino acids. Lineage: Eukaryota; Metazoa; Chordata; Mammalia; Artiodactyla; Bovidae. The transcript is spliced from 12 exons. Gene Ontology annotation, biological process: regulation of transcription by RNA polymerase II; brain development; neuron development.
GCUGGGGUUUAGGGGGCUACUGAGGCUCUGGAGAUGGGAAAGCCAAAAAUCCUUUCCCAUCCUGAACUCCCACCACUACUGCAGCUGGAGGAGCUUUUCCCAGUCUCUCUGCUCCCCUGGGGCAAGAGAAGUCAAGCCAGCAGUUUGGGUGGGAAAAGAGAACUGGAGGAAGUUGACAGGGAUGGGCGGGGCCCGUGGGGGGGCUGACCAGGAACCCAGCUUCCUGCUCAGUACCCAGGCAUCCAGCCCCCGGCUCACCCCCACCCCUUUCGGCCCCUACUCCCCUCAGGAACUCAGGGUUCCGGUCCUCCUCCCAAAUCCCAGCUACCCCCUCCCCCAUCGGUUUCUCCCCUCCAGGGUAUGGAGGCUGAGAGACCCCAGGAAGAAGAGGAUGGUGAGCAGCAUCAGGGCCCCCAUCAGGAUGAGCACGGCUGGCCCCCCGCGAGCUCCAGCACUCGGCCUUGGAGGUCUGCCCCUCCGUCCCCUCCUCCUCCAGGGACUCGCCCUACAGACCGAGCUCCUUCUGGACCUGGUGGCAGAGGCCCAGUCCCGCCGCCUAGAGGAGCAGAGAGCCACCUUCCAUCCCCCCAAGAACCCCCUAAGCCUAGGUCGAGCCCUGCCCCGGCCUCUUGAGGACAGAGAACAGCUCUACAGCACCAUCCUCAGUCACCAGCAGAUAAUGACCAUCACCGACCAGAGCCUGGACGAGGCCCAGGCCAAGAAACACGCCCUAAACUGCCACCGCAUGAAGCCUGCUCUCUUUAGCGUUCUGUGUGAAAUCAAGGAGAAAACUGGCCUCAGCAUUCGAAGCUCCCAAGAGGAGGAGCCUGUGGAUCCACAGCUGAUGCGCUUGGACAACAUGCUUCUGGCAGAGGGUGUGGCUGGGCCUGAGAAAGGGGGUGGCUCAGCGGCUGCAGCGGCAGCAGCUGCAGCCUCCGGGGGCGGAGUGUCCCCUGACAACUCCAUCGAACACUCGGACUAUCGCAGCAAACUUGCCCAGAUCCGCCACAUUUACCACUCGGAGCUGGAGAAAUAUGAACAGGCGUGUAACGAGUUCACAACCCACGUCAUGAACCUGCUGAGGGAGCAGAGCCGCACGCGGCCUGUGGCACCCAAGGAGAUGGAGCGCAUGGUGAGCAUCAUCCACCGGAAGUUCAGCGCCAUCCAGAUGCAACUCAAGCAGAGCACCUGCGAGGCCGUCAUGAUCCUACGUUCCCGCUUCCUGGACGCCAGACGGAAACGCCGUAACUUCAGCAAACAGGCCACGGAGGUUCUGAAUGAGUAUUUCUACUCCCACCUGAGUAACCCAUACCCUAGUGAGGAGGCUAAGGAGGAGCUUGCCAAGAAGUGCGGAAUCACUGUCUCUCAGGUCUCCAACUGGUUUGGCAACAAGCGGAUUCGCUAUAAGAAAAACAUAGGAAAGUUCCAAGAGGAGGCAAACAUCUAUGCCGUCAAGACCGCCGUGUCGGUCACCCAGGGAGGCCACAGCCGCACCAGCUCCCCGACACCCCCUUCCUCCGCAGGCUCUGGCGGCUCUUUCAAUCUCUCAGGAUCCGGUGACAUGUUUCUGGGGAUGCCCGGGCUCAACGGAGAUUCCUACUCUGCCUCCCAGGUGGAAUCACUCCGACACUCAAUGGGGCCAGGGGGCUACGGGGAUAACCUCGGGGGAGGCCAGAUGUACAGCCCUCGGGAAAUGAGGGCAAAUGGCGGCUGGCAGGAGGCUGUGACCCCGUCCUCAGUGACAUCCCCAACAGAGGGACCAGGGAGCGUUCAUUCAGACACUUCCAACUGAUCUUGCCCCUCAGGGCCACAGGGGUGGGGGCUCACAAUGUAACUCUUGAAGAGGACACAGGCAUCCAGAGGAGAAGACCCAAACACGGGAGAAGCACAAGACAAGAGAAGACCAGACAGGGCCGUCCCCUCCCCGGCCAGAUUCUGUCAGUGCUGGGGGUGCCGACGACAUGGCAGGGAAGAUGGGGUCCCCUCAGGGGAGAGUGGGGUCUGUCUACCCCUUUUUUCUUUCUUUUUUUCUCCCCCUUUUUCUCUCACAGAAACACACACACCCUAUUUUUCAGAUCUUUCCUCUCCUUUCUCAUAAACACACCGACAACUGUUCUGUUUCUCUCUGUCUCUCUGUGGGCUCCCCCACUCUCCCUCCCCCACCCCACUUAUCUGCUCUGGGAUCUGUGGAGACGCCAGCCCUGCCCAACCAGAGAUGCCAAAAAUGGGGACAUGACUUCUGGACAGAGGACAUGGGCCACGCCCCCUGUGCCCCCCCACCUCCUGCCCCUCCAGACGGCUUUUAUUACCUCAUACGCAGCUCAUCUUAAACCAAUAGAAUCGCUCGGUGGACGAGAGUGUCUGACUCAGAUAUCUACCUCGGAGGGAGUUUCUGCUACUUUAGGGAAUUGUUGACUGGGCUUUGGGGUUGAAUUUUUUUUCUUUAAGGAAAGAAAAAUUAUCCCGGGGUUCCAUCUGUAGUUUUUUUAAUUCUUAUUUUUGGGAGUUUUUGUUGGUGGUGGUGGUGGUUCUUAAUUUUUAAUUUAGUUUGGGGAAGUAGAUGUUUUUAUAAAUAAUGUUGAUUUUUUUUAAGUUUCUUGCUUUCCCAUAUUAGGGGUAAUAGCCAAAGGGGUCAUGAUAAGAGAAAGGGGAACAAAUAGGCCUGCCUGGCUCCAGUCCUGUCCAUCAAGAAGUAACAUUUAGCAGGGUAUCAAGCCUGCUCCCCCACACACACACACACACAAUCACUUAGGUGUUCUCCUUUGCUUAUAAAGUCACUUCGGUGUCCUUUGCUCAUGUGGGCAGCUUUCUGCUGCACUGAGCAUUGGAGGCAGUCGGUCUUGCUCUGUCGGCCUAUCCCCCCUCUUCCUACAUCCCUUGAGCAGGGCUGGACUCAGUAAUUGUGAGCAAAUGACACAUCUAAAAUCCUUUUUUUAAAAACUAUUAUUUAAAGAUUGGAGGAGGAAGAAUGGGGAGGGGGUUAUUGCCAAAUAUGUUAAAUAUGGGUUGGGGUGUUUGUGUGUGUAUUGCCCUCAGUUUCCCCAGAUAUGAGGUAUCUUUUUUUCUCAGUCCAAAAUCAAGAGGGUUGGGGGAGAGAGGAAGGAGGCUGCAAAGAGCCAGGUUAUGAGGGAAGGUAAAAUCUCCAUCCCCAACCCUCGGCCCUGAACCCUACCAUCUGAACCCCUCAAACAUCCUCAGGCAUUUAUAAGACUGUCACAGUGGGGAACCCCUCCCGUCAAAGAUCCAGGCAGGAUUGGGGGGCAGGUUGGGAGUGUGAUGGGUGGGGGUGGGAGGCAUGGGCUGGGGGCAGUUCUCUCCUCACUUGUAAACUUGUAGUUUCACAGAAAAAAAAAAAAAAACCACAGUUUUAAAUAAAGAAAUUUCUUUUUUUCCUGGG